This is a messenger RNA of Teleopsis dalmanni, 1214 nucleotides long. RefSeq names its product ornithine decarboxylase 1-like. Gene Ontology annotation, molecular function: ornithine decarboxylase activity. Lineage: Eukaryota; Metazoa; Arthropoda; Insecta; Diptera; Diopsidae. The record is from RefSeq and is a predicted model, not a curated record. Gene Ontology annotation, cellular component: cytoplasm. The transcript has 8 exons. The coding region runs from base 1 to 1191 and encodes 396 amino acids.
AUGUAUAAAUUUGAUGAAAUUAAUUAUUAUGAGGAUGACUUAAAUAUUAAAAAUAUUUUAAAAGAAAUUAAUUUACAAGAAAUUGAUGAGUCGUUAAAUAUUUGCGAUCUUACAAAUAUAGUUAAUAAACAUGAUAUCUGGCAGAAAAAUUUACCGCGCAUACAUCCUCAUUAUGCUGUGAAAUGUAAUGAUAAUCCAUAUAUUGUCAAAACAUUAGCUGAACUUGGUACUAGUUUCGAUUGUGCUUCUAAAAACGAGAUAAAGCAGGUAUUGGACUUUGGGGUUAAUCCGGAACAUAUAAUUUUUGCUAACCCUUGUAAGCCACUUUCACAUAUAGAAUUUGCCAAGGAGAAAAAUGUUCAAACUGGCACAGUUGAUAAUGAGUUUGAAAUCUAUAAACUAUAUAAACAUUAUCCAGAAUCUAAGUUAGUUGUACGCUUCCGUUGUGAAGCAAAAAAUGCUCAAUGUCCGCUUGGCAAUAAGUUCGGUUGCGAUGCUGAAAAUGAUGCCACUGCGCUUAUGUUACUUGCAAAGAGUUUGGACCUCAAUGUUUGUGGUACAAGUUUCCAUGUUGGUUCCGGUUGUAAUGAAUUUGCCGCCUACAAUCGUGCUAUAAUGACAGCUAAAAAUAUAUUUAACUUUGGUGAAAUGCUUGGUUUCAAUAUGAAUUUACUCGAUAUCGGUGGAGGUUUUCCAGGAAGUGAUGAUACAAAAUUUUUAACAAUAUCGAAUAUCAUAAAUGUCGCGUUAGAUAGAUACUUUUCAAGUCAAAAAAUCAAAGUUAUAGCCGAACCUGGUCGAUUUUAUGUGGCCGCUGCAUACACGCUCAUUUGUAAAAUUCAUGCUAAGCGUGAAGUUCGAAAUGCUGGAAAACUGGACACUAAAAUGUACUAUAUUAAUGACGGAGUUUAUGGGUCUUUUAAUUGUAUUCUGUAUGAUCAUCACGAAGUCACAGCAACGCAUAUGUUGAAUGAUAGUGAAGGAGGAUUACCCACAUUUAAAACAUUACUUUGGGGACCUACGUGUGAUGCUCUAGACAAGAUAUCGGACAAUUUAUAUUUGCCUAAUUUAAACUGCGGAGAUUUGCUAGCAUUUCCUAAUAUGGGCGCAUAUACAGUUCCAAUAGCAAGUCCAUUUAAUGGAUUUAUGACACCAAAAACUCUUUAUUUUAUGAAAAAGAAGCCAACUUGACAAAUAAUUGUUAAUAAAAUGAA